CCCUGCCCACUGCAGCCCCCUCUGUCUCCGCAGUUCCCCACGCCCGGUGUGUCCCUGCGUGUCCCUGUCCCCUCUGUGUCUCUAUAUUCUUACAUGCAUGGCCGAGGAUGUGUCCAUGCCCUGUAUAUUCCUGUGCAUCCUUGUGUCCCAAGUGUCCCCAUGCUAGGUACAUCCCUAUGUGAUCCUGUACUUGUCUGUACCCCAUGUGUCCCCAUGUCCUGUGUGUCCCUUUUCCCCCACGGGUCCCUAUGAUUCCUUGCAAGGCCGUGGACACGUCCAUGGCAUUCGUGUCCUUGCCUUGCACUUCUUCGUGCCUUGUGUGUUCCCAGGUGUCCCCAUGCCUGGUGCAUCCUCCCGCAUCCCCAUGCCCAGUGUGUCCCAAUGCCAUGUGUCCCCCACAUGUCCCCAUGCCCUCGUGUCUCCGCACCUGGUGGCUGGAUGGCAAGCGCAAAAGAAAGAGCAGCCAAUGUUUGGUGAAGAGCAGCAUGUCAGGGUACAUCCCUAGUUACCUGGACAAAGAUGAACAAUGCGUGGUGUGCGGGGACAAAGCCACCGGCUACCACUACCGCUGCAUCACCUGCGAGGGCUGCAAGGGCUUUUUCCGUCGGACCAUCCAGAAGAACCUGCACCCCACCUACUCUUGCAAGUACGAUGGCUGCUGUGUCAUCGACAAGAUCACCCGCAACCAGUGCCAGCUCUGCCGCUUCAAGAAGUGCAUCUCCGUGGGCAUGGCCAUGGACCUGGUCCUGGAUGACUCGAAGCGGGUAGCAAAGAGGAAGCUGAUUGAGGAGAACCGGGAGCGGCGGCGGAAGGAGGAGAUGAUCAAAUCACUGCAGCAUCGCCCCAACCCCAGUGCGGAGGAGUGGGAGCUGAUCCACGUGGUGACAGAAGCCCACCGCAGCACCAAUGCCCAGGGCAGCCACUGGAAGCAGAAGCGGAAAUUCCUGCCUGAAGACAUCGGCCAGUCGCCCAUGGCCUCCAUGCCCGACGGGGACAAAGUCGACCUGGAGGCGUUCAGCGAGUUUACAAAAAUCAUCACCCCGGCCAUCACCCGCGUGGUCGACUUUGCCAAAAAACUGCCCAUGUUUUCGGAGCUGCCUUGCGAAGACCAGAUCAUCCUGCUGAAGGGCUGCUGCAUGGAGAUCAUGUCGCUGCGGGCGGCUGUGCGCUACGACCCCGAGAGCGAGACACUGACGCUCAGCGGGGAGAUGGCUGUCAAACGUGAGCAGCUCAAGAAUGGUGGCCUCGGCGUUGUCUCCGAUGCCAUCUUCGACCUGGGCAAGUCCCUCUCUGCCUUCAACCUGGAUGACACCGAGGUGGCCCUGCUCCAGGCUGUGCUGCUCAUGUCCUCAGACAGGACGGGGCUGAUCUGCGUGGAGAAGAUUGAGAAGUGCCAGGAGAUGUACCUGCUGGCCUUCGAGCACUACAUCAACUACCGCAAACACAACAUUCCCCACUUCUGGCCCAAGCUGCUGAUGAAGGUGACGGAUCUGCGGAUGAUCGGCGCCUGCCAUGCCAGCCGCUUCCUGCACAUGAAGGUGGAGUGUCCCACCGAGCUCUUCCCCCCCCUCUUCCUCGAGGUCUUCGAGGACCAGGAGGUGUAGGGAUGCCACCCACCCCCCUGUGCCCUCCACCGCCCUUCCCGCUCUGCAUCCCCCAGCCCCCCAAAUUUUUAGUGACCCCGCCCCAGGGGUGAGAUGGGGGGAAGGGGAAUGCAGUGCCCAGGGUGGGGGGUCCCACUGUGCCCCCCCGUGGCCCUCUCUACUGCUCCCCCCGCGCCCCAGGACUUGAUGAAUUUUGUUUGUUUGCACAGGGAAGGGCCCCGACAGUCGAGCGUUUCCUUUAUUGUCCUUCUCUUCUUAGAUUAUUAUUUUUUAAGCAUUUAUUUCCCUCCCUGAGAGGCUAAAAUAUUAAACUAACUGCACUUUGGAAGGAGAGAGGAGGAGGAGGAGGAAGAGCAGAGCAGAGGAGAGGAGGGGGCUCUGGGCUGCACAGGGAGAGGCUGCCUGGGCCACGGCCACAUGCACUUUUGGCCGGGCAGCAGCACGGGGCUGGGAGGGGGGCCAGGACCACCCCACAUAGCGGGGUGAGGGGCACAGGGGGCACAGCAGUGGCGAGGGGGAGCCCAUCCCAGGGGGGUACAGGACUAGUGGCUCCCCCCCCUCGUCCUGCUGGCUUCUGGGUCUGCCCCAGCAGGGGUGGUCCCCCCUCACCCCCCAAAUUUGGGGCCAGAUUCGGGGCUUUGGUUUUCUCUGUCUUUUUUGGGCUGAGAGGAGAUGAUUUUGUGCCAAGCGCCAGUGGAUGGUGGGCGCUGCAGGAUGCUGGGGGGGGGGGGCGGGCUGUGGGGACCCAUCCUGGCUGUCCCCCACACCACCCCCCACCUUUUCCGUUGUCCCUUUUUUUUUUUGUUGUUGUUGUUGGUUUUUUUUCCUCCCUCGUCCUCGUGGGUUUAUUUGUCCUGUCUGUCAGAAGUUGCAAUGGCCCCGGAGGCACCAGCGGGGGGGGAGGGGGGGAGGGGGCAGCGGGUGCCCCCUCCAGGACCCCACCCUGACCCCACUGCACUACUGCCCCAGCCCCCCAGCAGCAGCACUUCUGGGGGCUGCACC
This is a messenger RNA of Calypte anna (Anna's hummingbird), 2606 nucleotides long. RefSeq names its product thyroid hormone receptor alpha (gene THRA). Gene Ontology annotation, molecular function: RNA polymerase II cis-regulatory region sequence-specific DNA binding; nuclear receptor activity; zinc ion binding. Gene Ontology annotation, biological process: retinoic acid receptor signaling pathway; cell differentiation; negative regulation of transcription by RNA polymerase II. The transcript is spliced from 8 exons. The coding region runs from base 204 to 1604 and encodes 466 amino acids. NCBI's taxonomy places the organism in Eukaryota, Metazoa, Chordata, Aves, Apodiformes, Trochilidae. The record is from RefSeq and is a predicted model, not a curated record.